Messenger RNA from Solanum verrucosum, 1875 nucleotides. Its product is annotated as protein NRT1/ PTR FAMILY 4.6-like. Gene Ontology annotation, molecular function: transmembrane transporter activity. NCBI's taxonomy places the organism in Eukaryota, Viridiplantae, Streptophyta, Magnoliopsida, Solanales, Solanaceae. Gene Ontology annotation, biological process: transmembrane transport. The coding region runs from base 151 to 1875 and encodes 574 amino acids. The record is from RefSeq and is a predicted model, not a curated record. The transcript is spliced from 5 exons. Gene Ontology annotation, cellular component: membrane.
CAAAAGGAAAAAUAAUUAAAUUCUCUCUAUUUGCUUUAAUUUCAAAGUCUUAUUUAUAUCUUCCUCUCUUCUCACCUUCUCUAAACUCUUAUAAAAUCACUAUUAUUUCUUCAUCUUAGAUCUCCACAACACUUUCUUUCAACUUAACUAAUGGAAAUAGAUAAUCAAAGCAAUUGGGAUAGCUAUGUUGAUUGGAAAAAUAGACCAGCCAUCAGCAAUCGUCAUGGUGGCUUGGUUGCUGCCUCCUUUGUGUUAGGUGUUGAGGUGUUGGAGAAUUUGGCAUUUUUGGCAAAUGCAAGCAAUUUGGUGUUGUAUAUGUCUGAGUACAUGCAUUUCUCACCAUCAACAUCAGCAAAUUCUGUGACUAAUUUUAUGGGCACAGCAUUUUUAUUGGCACUUCUUGGUGGAUUCUUAUCUGAUGCCUUUUGCACUACUUAUUACAUCUAUCUCAUCAGUGCACUCAUUGAAUUUCUGGGACUUGUAAUACUCACCAUACAAGCUCGUUCGAGUUCAUUGAAGCCACGAAAAUGCGAGCUAGGAGUGCCAAACAUGCCUUGUGAACAAGUUCAUGGUGCACAAGCUGCAAUGUUAUUCAUAGGACUCUACCUAGUGGCAUUAGGUGUUGGAGGUAUAAAGGGAUCACUACCACCCCACGGUGCUGAACAGUUCGAUGAAUCAACUCCGCGUGGAAGAAAGCAGAGAUCAACUUUCUUCAAUUACUUUGUGUUCUGUCUCUCCUUUGGAGCUCUCAUUGCUGUCACAUUUGUUGUUUGGAUGGAAGACAAUAAGGGAUGGCAAUGGGGAUUCGGAAUUGCAACUUUAGCUAUAUUUUUGUCAAUUCCGAUAUUCCUUGCUGGUUCACCAUUCUAUCGUAACAAGAUACCUCGUGGUAGCCCUCUUACAACGAUCAGUAAGGUUAUAAUUGCAGCAUUACUAAAUUCUAGUGCUAGUUCAUCGAAAAACUCAAGCACUGUCAUUGCAACUAUGACUUCAAGUCCUUCUCCUCCGAUUCCAGCUAGUAAAGAUGUAGAAUCAAUCGAGACAGCUUCAUCAAGUAGUCUUAGCUUUCUUAAUCGGGCUGUUUCAGACACACCAGCUUGUGGCACGUUAAAAUGCACAGUGCAACAAGUGGAAGAAGUUAAGAUUGUGAUGAAACUUCUCCCAAUUUUCGCCUGCACCAUCAUGCUCAACUGUUGUCUAGCUCAACUAAAUACAUUCUCAGUCCAUCAAGCAGCCUCUAUGAACACAAAGGUUGGUUCUUUAAAAGUCCCACCGGCAUCACUCCCCGUUUUCCCUGUAGUAUUCAUCAUGAUCUUAGCACCAGUUUACGACCAUUUCAUCAUCCCAUUUGCUCGUAGAGUAACCAAAACAGAAAUGGGGAUCUCACACCUCCAACGUAUUGGUAUCGGUUUGUUCCUUUCCAUUGUGGCAAUGGCAAUUGCAGCUCUUGUUGAAAUCAAACGCAAAGGAGUAGUUACUGAUUCAGGACUCAUUGACUCUGCUAAACCAUUGCCUAUAACAUUCUUUUGGAUCGCGUUUCAGUACUUGUUUCUCGGGUCAGCUGAUCUUUUCGUUCUAGCAGGGCUACUAGAAUUCUGUUUCUCAGAAGCACCAGUGAGUAUGAGAUCAUUGGCAACAUCUCUGUCGUGGGCUUCUUUAGCUAUCGGAUACUACCUCAGCUCGGUGAUAGUGUCUAUUGUCAAUCGUGUUACAGGCAUUUCAACGAACAAGCCAUGGCUCUCUGGUAGAAACUUGAAUCACUACCAUUUAGAUAGGUUCUACUGGCUAAUGUGCAUACUAAGUGCAUUAAACUUUAUGCACUACUUAUUCUGGGCUACAAAAUACAAGUAUGCAUCAGUCAAAUCUAGCAAGUAG